Molecule: messenger RNA, 5518 nt
Organism: Onthophagus taurus
Lineage: Eukaryota; Metazoa; Arthropoda; Insecta; Coleoptera; Scarabaeidae
Source: RefSeq, a predicted model, not a curated record
UUGAAUAUGUAUGUUAUAUUUUUUAAUGGGCAUUUUUUAGAUAAAAUUGAAAUGUACAGGGUAUCUCAAAAUUGAGAUACCAUAUUUAAAUUGACAUUUUAAAAUAAGAACCCCCUUUAAACGAAAAUAAUGGAGACGUGAAACAAAACUUUCCGCGAUUUUCGCGUGUUUUUAAGGGUUUUCUAGUGCGGUGUUUUACUAUAACGUGCUAAAUCACGUAAAUAGGUGUCGUGUGCACUGUACAAAGUAAUAUUUCUUUGCGGGGCGAAAUGAGCUCAGAAAGUUCAACCCCUAAGCCCGCGGCGGCAUCCACACCGCAAGCCAGACCGUCCGGAGGCGAGGACUUCAUAGAAGUCCGCCACCGUAGAUACCGACAAAGACCGUGUGGGGCCGAAUUAAAAAGGAGAAAGAAGGAGAGGGAUAGGAUCCUCGCUUCUGAAAACCUGAAACCAGGCCACAGCCGGGCCCCUCAUAAGCCUCCCAGGGGGGCUAGGACCAACCAACCACUGCAAAGUGGUAGGAAAGAUGUCCGCACCCAGGGACAGGCGAGGGCGCAACCCGAGCAGCAGCGAUUCGCCACCUCUACCGAACCCUCACUCAGAGAAUCGAAGAGGAAGUGGCAGGAAUCCGCCCUGGAUAAAUCGGCUCAACAGGGCCCCAAAAAAGGCUUCAAGGACGCGCUGUUGUCGCACCUUAAAGUUGCCGUUAUUAACAGCCAAAAUCAGCUGGGUAAACUCAGCGAGACUGAGGCCGGACAUGUCAAAUACGAGCUGACGAACGCUUUGUUUAAAGUAAUUACUCAGCUCGACCCUAAACAACAAACGCCGAUACCAACGUUUACAUCGAUGGUCUAUGCAGGCCAGAUCUUAAAGGUCGCCUGCAAUGAUGACCACUCUUUAACGUGGUUGAAGGCUGCAGUACCGCUGAUACCGCCCCUAGAGGGCGUAGUACUAAGCGUUGUCAGGGAAGUUGAUCUUCCUACCCUUUCAAGAAUCCAAGUUUGGAUUCCCGAUACUGAUGUGGAUGUGAACACCAGGGAACAGACACUUCAGAUUCUAGCGGCUCAAAAUAGACACCUAGAUGUCGCCAACUGGUGCCUCUUUCGCUACGAAGUGAGGACAGACCCUGUGGGUCGCCUCAUUGUCUUCGGGGCAGGGAAGAAGGACGCCGAAUGGCUUAAAAUCCAUGAAGGUAGAAUCUGCUACCUUUUCAACACCUUAAAGGCCCGCGUUGGCAGAUUAAAAGACCCCGAGCAGGGUGUUGGAGCAGCCGCGGAGGGAGAGACGGCAGAGCGGAUGGAAACAGCUGAUGUUCCAACCGCUGAGGAAGAUGAGAACACUCUCGUCAACCUAGACGUCGAUCCCAAAAUCCCGGCUUCGAGCAAGGAGUUGGAGGAGUCCAUCCUGGAUACACCUCCGCUCAGAACAGCAUCAGCUGAUCAACUCGCCUCUUCGAAAUGAACGAAAAAGGUGAUGUAUACAAGGUAGGUGACGAAUUAAGGGUGCUACAGUGCAACCUACAUCGUAGAAGUGCAGCAACUGCCACCCUUUGUCGCCACCUUGAUAUGAUGAUUAACACUAUCGCGCUGAUCCAAGAACCUUGGGUUUUAAAAUGCAAGGUCUGCGGUUUCAGUGGUUUAAGCGGUUCUAUUUUUUAGCUGCCCUGCCACUAAUAAGGUCAGAACUGUCAUUUACGUACCAAAAGACGCAAACGCUCACCUGUUGCCUCAGCACACAGGAAGAGCCGUUACGUCGAUUAGAGUACGGUGUACCAUCAACCGAAAGGUUAAGGAAAUAACGGUGGCAUCAGUUUACCUCCCGUAUGAAGACCAGUCUCCAUCUCAAGGAUUGGAAAGACUGGCCGAGAACGGAAGGGAAGAUAACUGGAAUCUUGUCAUCAGAUGUGACUCUAAUGCACAUUCAACUGCCUGGGGCAGUGCUGAUGGUAAUGGAAGAGGUAAGUCCCUUCUUGAAUUCAUUUUUGAGCCGCUAACUGAUUGACCUUUAUAACCGCUAAAGGUCAAUCAGUUAAUGACAUCACACUCGCUUCGAUGGGUAUCUCGUCCUCGAUUCACAAUUGGACGGUAUUUCAAUGUCGGACCAUAGAUGAAUCACUUUCGAUCUAGGUACCAUAAAGGUUGGAAAGAACCUAAAGCGUAACCCCAGAAGGGCGGAUGUGGACGCGUUCAGAUCUUUACUAACUGGGUGUUUGAGCGAUAUUGGGUUACGUAAGCCAACUGAAAGCUUUGAAGUUGAGGAGUACCUAAAUACUAUUAGUGAUUCCUUAAUUAAAGCUUAUAAAAAGGCCUGUUCCCUCUGAUCAGAGGCCGUUUCUGGGCGUGCUACCAUUUGGUGGUGUUCUGAGCUCGGCAAGCUCAAAAAGGAGGCAAGAACAUCCUUUAAUAGAGCUAAAAACUCAAAAUUAGACUCCGACUGGAAUCUUUAUAAAGGAAAAUUAGCGGAGUUCAAAAAAAGCGUUCGUCAUAGAAAACGAGAAACGUGGAGGAAAUUUUGUGAGGAAGUUUCCUCCUACAGCGAAGUUUCUCGGCUAAAUCGUGUUCUGGCUUCAGAGCCUGAACGACGAAUUUGCUUACUAAAAAAGGCUCACGGUUCUUAUACUGACAACCUUUUGGAGAGUCUUCAUCUAUUAAUGGAGGUGCAUUUUUCAGGUUCCGGAAGUUCCGUGUGCUUACAACAGGAAACCAACCAUGAACCUACUGCAGAUGAUUGGAUUUCAGCUGAAGAGAUCUGCAGGGAGGAAAAAAUACCAUCAACAGUUUCUCUCCGUUCAAAACACUAGGACCAGACGGUAUUAUACCUGCCCUUUUACAAUGGGGCUUGGAGGAUUCACCUAGUGGAAAUCUGCCAGGCAUCUCUGGCGCUGAGGUCACAGUGAACUUCAUACCAAAACCGAGUAAGCUUGAUUAUUUCACACAGAAAUCGUUUAGACCAAUCAGGCUCUCCUCAUUUCUUUUGAAAACCCUGGAAAGACUGUGUGAUCGCUACAUUAGAGAUUUCUAUCUCCCAACUAAACCAGUAAAUUCUAAUCAACACGCUUACACUCAGGGCAAGUCCACACUAACGGCUUUUCACUCGGUAACCAACUUUGUUGGUGGAGCGCUGGACGUAAAGGAGUCCGCCCUGGGUGUUUUCAUAGAUACAGAGGGAGCUUUUGACAAAACAACUUUUUCUGGUAUUAACGAUGCCUUGUUAGAGCAUAAUGUUUCACCGACUUUUUGUGGUUAGAUUGAGAACACUCUUAAACAUAGGAUAGUUAAGUUUAGGGCUGGCGAUGUCAGUCUCCAAGGAGGAGUUACUCGAGGCUGUCCACAAGGGGGUGUACUAUCCCCACUUUUGUGGAAUCUCACCCUGGAUAGCCUCUUGAAACGCCUCACUGAAGCCAACUUUCCUAUAGUUGGUUACGCAGAUGAUUUAACCAUUCUCGUCAAAGGCAAGUACAUAAACGUGCUUUUUGAUAGGAUGCAGUAGCUCUCAAAUUGAUAGAGUCUUGGUGUGACGAACAAAGACUCUCUGUGAAUCCUAAGAAGGCAGAGUUCAUUCUUUUGACACGGAUGAGGAAGUUUGGCAAGCCCAGAAUGCCAUCCCUUGCUAAUACUCCAUUGGUUUUGUCAAAACAAGUCAAAUAUCUGGGCAUCACACCUGACAAUAAAAUGACAUGGAGAACUUACCUAACUAAUAGAGUAAAAAAAGCGUACGUUGCAUUCGGUCAAUGCCGGAGGGCUAUAGGUAAGACAUGGGGUUUGUCACCCAAAAAUUGUCCUCUGGAUUUAUACGGCUGUAAUUCGACCUAUGCUUACAUAUGGUGCAGUAGUAUGGUGAUCAAAGACCUUACAAUCUACAUCCACUGCUGCACUUAAUAAAGUACAGAGACUUGCGUGUUUGUAUGUUACAGGUGCGCUGCGGACUACCCCCACUGCAGCCAUGGAAAACAUGUUGAACCUAAUGCCACUUCAUUUGUUCAUUCAAGAGGUGGCACUGGUGACCAUGAUUCGACUGCGGGCGGCAGGAAUUCUAAUGGGUGAGAGAGAUAGUAAGAAUGUCAUUCUCUGGAAGAAAAUGAUGGAUUACUCACCAAUUCUGGAUUGUAAAACGUACUUCACACCCCUACAACACAUUUUUACGAAGAAAUAUCUCACCCACCCAAGUUCCACAGAAGUAGAGGUAAAGAACAGCCUUAAAAUCCACACUGAUGGUUCAAGCAGACGGGAAGUAGCUGGAGCCGGAAUCUUCUCGUACGAUCUCCGACUCCACGUAUCUGAACCUCUAGGUAAAAGUACCACCGUCAUACAGGCGGAGUUAAUCGCCAUACAACUUGCCGCUGACGUUGUUGUCAGAUCUAACUUGGAAGAUAAGACUUUCACAAUUUACACUGACAGUAGACAAGCUAUUUUAGAAGAAUGUAAACGAUGAAAAUUAUAAUCAAUUUAUUUUUUGUACUUUUUUACUGGUUUAUUAUUCUUAAAUUCAGCUUAACAUGUUUCAACUAACGUCAUCUUCAGAAGCGUCGUUAAUUUAAAAAACUUGAGUUCAAAAAACACGUGUACAUUCAACAUUUUAUAAAGAUAUUUCUAUUUCUUUUCCUUCUCACAAUAUUAUUGAAUUAAUGGUGAUUAUAUAUUAAAACUUCGUAAGAAAUAUUUAAAAUUUAAGAGAUUAAUACAUUAAAUUAUAAAGUAAAGUUACAUCGAACGGACAUUACAAGUCAUUUAUUAUAUAUAUAUUAUUUAUAUAUUUUAGCCCUGAGUAAAAUAACAAUUACCUCAGGACUUGUUAUGGGUUGUCUUCUGACAUUGGAGAAGGCCGCGGUGCAUAACUGUGUUAUACUUCAAUGGACAAAAGGACACUCGACUUGUUCAGGUAACAGGCACGCUGAUAGGCUUGUCAAAAGGGCUGCCAAGCGAGCGCCCUGUACUGCCCCACUCUGCAAGACCUCAGAAUGAGAGACUUCAGAGAGGAAUGGCCGAGCACGGAUGGCAUCAGGAACACACCUCUGAGCUGCAUCCUAGCCUUCGGAAAUUGCUUAGGCUGGUUGAUGUAGCCAGAGAGAGUGCAGGAGGAUGUACAAGGGGCCCGUUGGGGCCUAGGUGCUGUAUGCGGAAACGUACCUUCCCCUUUCCUACAUACAUAAAGGAACGUAGUGACGCUAAAGAAAGUUUGUGUCAUCAAGCAAAAAAGAUGAAGAUUAUUUCAGAUAAAAACAACCCCUGACUGUUGAUAAUUACUAUAAACUGGGAAUAAGGCAUGGUAUAAUUACACAACUAUAUGCAAGGUCCCACUUUAGUGUUUGUGAUGGAAAACUUAUAUCUUCUGAUGAAGUUCCAAGGAGAUAUAUCUCAGUCAACCGUUACAGAACAAGGAUUAAAAAUUUUAAAAGAUGUGCUUGUACAAAAAAAUGCGAAACAAAAAAAUGUUUGUGCAAAAAGAAUAAUUUGUUGUGUAAUUCUGUGUCAUGGAAGUGGUCCAUGUACAAAUAAAUAACAUAUUUAUUUCUCUUAUUA